Ogataea parapolymorpha DL-1 is the source of this 2130-nucleotide messenger RNA. RefSeq lists its product as uncharacterized. NCBI's taxonomy places the organism in Eukaryota, Fungi, Ascomycota, Pichiomycetes, Pichiales, Pichiaceae. The record is from RefSeq and is a predicted model, not a curated record. The transcript has a single exon. Bases 1 to 2130 code for a protein of 709 amino acids. Gene Ontology annotation, molecular function: nucleoside triphosphate diphosphatase activity; ribonucleoside triphosphate phosphatase activity. Gene Ontology annotation, biological process: nucleoside triphosphate metabolic process.
AUGAGUUCUGGGUUCGCCGUUGAUGUGCCUGUCACAGACCUAGAUGCGGACGACGAGACGUUUAGAAUUGAUGACUAUGACGAUGACAACGUUUCGCUGGAUUUGCGCAACCUAAGACCUGCUCCUGAAUCUUUCUUUGGGAAGGUCAAGACAAACUUCCUCAAGGUGUUCCGACAGAGCCCCAAGGGCUUUGAGUAUCUCGACACGAUCGAGAUGUUUGACCGCAACAGGUCAGAUUCGAGUUUUGCCGAGCUGGGCGAGUUCGGGCCAGUGAAAUCACGCAACUACAAAAAGCUGUAUUUCCAUCUUCUUCUGGGCGGGUUUUUGGCCAUAUUGCUCGCCAUCUCGCUUGUCGUUACGCGCUCACGCUCGGGAGGAUCUGUCAAAACAUUGGCAAAGCCUAUAUUGUCCAACGGAACGCACGAGUUCUACCCAACGACUAUUCUUAUCUCUCUUGACGGGUUCCAUCCUCACUACAUCUCGCCGGCCCUGACGCCGUUCUUGCACAAUUUGAUGAUCGGAAAGGGAUAUGCACCGCCAUACAUGAUUCCAUCAAAUCCAACAGUCACGUUUGCGAACCACUAUACGCUGGUGACGGGGCUCAAACCUAUUUAUCACGGAAUCGUCUCGAACCGCUUCUACGACGCCGCAUCGCACGAAACCUUCGCCAAUACCAACGACUCGAUCGCUUUGAAGCCCCAAUGGUGGGGUGGUGAGCCCUUGUGGUCUACAGCAGCCCGCCAGGGCGUCAGCAGCGCAGUACACAUGUGGCCAGGGUCGGAGGUCGAUUAUGGCACAAAUAUGAAUCCCAUGGAGGUUGACCGGUUCAACAAGUCUGAAGUUUUGUCGAGGAAAAUUGACCGCCUAUUUGAGUGGCUGGACAGGCCGUUGGCUUUAAGGCCCGAGUUGCUAUUAUCUUACGUUCCAACCAUAGACACUCUGGGCCACGAGUACGGGGUUUCUGGUCCGGAGCUUGCCCAAGGACUCACGUAUGUGGACCGCUUUUUGGAGGCUGUCUACGUGGAGUUGGAGAAACGCAACCUGACCCAUCUGGUGAACAUGAUUGUUGUUUCUGACCAUGGCAUGGCGCCUACUUCUGACGAACGUCUUAUUUAUUUGGACGAUUUGGUGGAGCUGGAUAAAAUCGAACAUAUUGACGGCUGGCCACUGUAUGGGCUUCGGCCAUUUGCCGAGUUCGAUGUGGAUGAGGUGUUUAGCGAGAUCAUGGAGAAAUACCGCGCAGAUCCGCAGAACAGCCACUACAGUGUGCACAAAAAGGAGGAUAUCGAGAACCAGCUGGUUGGAGGAAGAAGUCAGUACGACUCGCGUAUCGCGCCGAUAUGGAUCAUUCCAAAAGUUGGCUAUGCAAUCACCACGCACGAGUUUAUGGAGAAGAACCACCACUACACUCCAAAAGGCGUGCAUGGCUACAACAACACGGAAGUGCUGAUGAGGUCAUUAUUUAUUGCUACGGGCCCCUACUUUGAGCACAAAAUGGGCUCGUCCUACAAGAUGCUGCCGUUCGAAAACACUGAGGUGUACAACAUUGUGUGCGAGUCGCUGAAUUUGACGCCUGCUCCCAACAACGGCAGUCUGCCCUCCGUGCUGUCCCCGAGUCACGCGCUGCCCGAGACGUGGAGGGACAGCAGGAAAUACCCGGACACGGACUUUGACGUGGAGUGGGUCUACAAAACAGCGACCGUGGACCUUCUGUGGGGCGACAGCCGUGCUGAGCCAGAUCUGAAGGGAGAGGAGGGGGACGAUGAGAAGGGAGAGGAGGGGGAUGAGAAGGAUGAGGAGGAGGAAGAGGAAAAGGAAAAGGAGAAGGAAGAGGAAGAGAAGGAGAAAGAGAAAGAGAAGGAAAAGGAGAAGGAGAAGGAGAAGGAGAAGGAGAAGGAGAAGGAAAAGGAAAAGGACAAGGGGGACAAAGAGAAAGGCAAGGGUCAGGCCCAUGAUGAUCCUGAUAAUUCGAGCGAUGACGAUUCGGACGCGGACGACGAAGACUCCGAGCCCGACCGUGCUCCUCCCGGCAAGCCACACUUCUCAUUCCACGACAUGUGGGAGUCUGUGGAGGAGGCUGCCGAAGAUAUUAUCGAAGAAGUGGAGGAUUUUUUUGACGAGUCGUCCUGA